This is a messenger RNA of Auanema sp. JU1783, 156 nucleotides long. The record is from the annotation of a GenBank genome assembly. NCBI's taxonomy places the organism in Eukaryota, Metazoa, Nematoda, Chromadorea, Rhabditida, Rhabditidae.
CAGGCUGUUGGUAUCACCUCUACUACUGGCAAUACAAUCCAGCAUACCAUUCUUUUCAUUACAAAGAAUGAUGGUCCCGCCAUAUUGAACGCUGUCGAUCCCAGCCAAGAGCUCAUCAAGAAAGGAAGUGUAACAUCAAUUGCUGCUGGUUUCGAU